AUGCUACGCAGAAAGCCCACCCGCCUGGAGUUUAAGUUGGAUGACACUGAGGAGUUUGAGUGUGUCAAGAAAGAGCUUGAAGUGAGUAGCCACAGCAUCAUGGAUAAUCUUUAGUAUCUGCUGGUAUGAAGGCAUAAUAAAGAGGCAAUGCUUGUUGAUGGAUUGCCUGCUACCAGUUUUUUUUAAAGUCCUCAUUAACUUUAAGAAACGCUUGAUGAUUGACAUAAAAUCCGCGCCUUGGGUGUGAGAAAAGCGCAUUUAGUAUAGUAAUUACAUGAAGUAUACAUACCAGAACUUCUAUGUCUAACCACCUACGUUUUUUUCUCCCUACCUCUCAGAGUCGGAAAAAACAGAGAGAUGAAGUGGAUGUUGUUGGUGUGGCAACGUCUAGUGACAUGGUGGGGGCCAGUGGUGGAACAGGGGAUCGGAAGACACGGGAACAGAUGAUCAACGAGAGAAUAGGCUACAAGCCCCAUCCUAAACCCAGCACCUUGCCAUCACUCUUUGGAAACCUGCAGUUUUAG
Molecule: messenger RNA, 524 nt
Organism: Coregonus sp. 'balchen'
Lineage: Eukaryota; Metazoa; Chordata; Actinopteri; Salmoniformes; Salmonidae
Source: the annotation of a GenBank genome assembly